AUGAUUUUGGCCGAAUAUGAGUUGCAUCGCAUCGAGUGCUGUAGCGGUGGCUACUACUUGGCAAUUGAAGCAACUCGGGCGAACUCACGAAAUGGAAUUGAAGUAAUCAUAUUUCUGUUAACAUGGCGGGCUUGGCCCUUGGUUUCCUCGAAAGGGAGAGGGAGGGAAGAGGGCUUUGGAAUUGCGAUUGCCUAUUUGGGCCCGCUGGCCAUCGACUUACGCCCCAUGACCCCCAAACCCGGGACCGCCGAGUGUCCUUGUCUGACAUCUGACAGACUGUGGCGAGUAGUGUGUUGGUUAAGAAGUAUUUGUUGGGCUGAUAAAUCACAUGCGAAUAUCAAGCAAUCCGUCUUAGGCCUCUUGUGA
This is a messenger RNA of Protopolystoma xenopodis, 366 nucleotides long. Lineage: Eukaryota; Metazoa; Platyhelminthes; Monogenea; Polystomatidea; Polystomatidae. The record is from the annotation of a GenBank genome assembly.